This is a messenger RNA of Nothobranchius furzeri (turquoise killifish), 2040 nucleotides long. RefSeq names its product growth differentiation factor 3 (gene gdf3). The record is from RefSeq and is a predicted model, not a curated record. NCBI's taxonomy places the organism in Eukaryota, Metazoa, Chordata, Actinopteri, Cyprinodontiformes, Nothobranchiidae. Gene Ontology annotation, cellular component: extracellular region. Gene Ontology annotation, molecular function: growth factor activity; cytokine activity.
UCUCUCUCUCUCUCUCUCUCUCUCUCUCUCUCUCUCUCUCUCUCUCUCUCUCUCUCUCUGUGUGUGUGUGUGUGUGUGUGUGUGUGUGUGUGUGUGUGUGUGUGUGUGUGUGUGUGUGUGUGUGUGUUCUUGUACAUACUACAUACUGAGGGCCAUUUUGACUAUUUCCUUACAACGAGAGGGCAUUUUUGGGGUCCUCAUUUUUUUAGAAGAGUACCGGUUUGUUUUUAGAGCUAUGGUGUGAAUUAAGUUUGAGUUAAGUUUAAGGUUAGAAGUAGAUCAGCAUUGUUGGAAGGUGGGUUAGGCAGUGGAGUCACAGAAAUGAACUGAAGUCAAUAGAGUGACCUCACUAUGGUCGAAAGACAGCCAUGUGUGUGUGUGUGUGUCUUGAAAAAAAACUAACAAUUUUUAAUCUGACAUGAUUGAUUAGAUAUUGCAUUUGACGCAUUGACCCGGCCCGACCUGAGAGCGUGAAAAGCGCUUUGUAAAGCUAUCGCAAACGUUUCAAUAUCCUAAUUGUGCAAAUGAAAAAGAAACAUGUAUUUAUUUAGCUUGUUGAUUUAUUGGCUGCACGAGUCUUCCCUAUAUAGAAACAGGCUCAUUUAUUGUUUUAAUGGUUUAUUGGGUCUGAAUCAGCAGCGACUGUUCUUCAGCAGACACUUUUGUGAAUUCUGACCGGAGAGCAGCCUUUGAUCUGGCCGCUCCUCAUCAGCAUUACCCAGCAGCGGGAGGCUCGCUCGGCGGGUUUAGGCAGAACCAGCAGAACCAGCGAGCAGACGUGAUGGGUUCAGCGGUGGUGGUAGCCGCGUGCUUCCUGCUCGGUGUUGGAGCCCUGGAGGACAUGCAGACCCAGGAGCGGAUCUUCCUCAGCUCUCUGGGGCUCUCAGGGCGGCCGCGGCCCGCGGGGAGCCGGCAGGCCCGGCCUCACGUGCCCUCCGAGCUGUGGAGGAUGUUCCGGAGGCCAGAGAGCGUCCAGGCCCGGGAUAGUGAGCCCUGCACGGUGUCAGAGUACGGAGUCCCCGGUAACAUCAUCCGGUACAUCCAGGACCAAGGAGGGUUUGAGUCUGGAUGGAGCAGAAGCAGCUCUCAGAUUUCUCUGGAGAAGCAGCUUUUCUUCAACCUGUCUGUCCUGCAGCCAGUGGAGCUGCUGUCUUUGGCCCAGCUGGAGAUCAGGUUCUUCUGGAAGCCCCUCAGACCUGCUGAUCUCCUGCAGGGCUCCCGCUCCUUCAGCAUGUCCCUGUACAAAGUGAUCCGAGCCACGCUGAGGGGAGCCGAUCCCCAUGCCAGCCGCAGACUCCUGCUGUCACAGUCAAUCCGGCUGCAGCUGGAGUCCAACACCAUCACCAUGGGCCUGACGGCGGAGGCAGAAAACUGGCGCAAACCAGGUCACAACUAUGGUUUGGUUCUGGAGCUGCUUCCUCUCAGUGCAGAUCCAGAUGAGUUCCUGUCCUUCUACCCCGGUAACUCUCUCCCUCUGGACCCUGCUCUACCUUCAAUCCAGUCCUCUUUGGUGGUUGUGUCUCUGAAUCCCCACCAAUGUCGCUCUCGCCAGAGACGCAGCACCUUCCACCUCCCUUUGAUGCUCAGUAACGUGUGCAAAGCUCGCCGCCUCUACAUUGACUUCAAAGAUGUGGGUUGGCAGGACUGGAUCAUCGCCCCGCAGGGCUACAUGGCUAACUAUUGCCACGGCGAGUGCCCCUACCCACUCAGCGAGAGUCUGAAAGGCAACAACCACGCCAUCCUGCAGACCCUGGUGCACACGCUGGACCCACAGGGCACGCCGCAGCCCUGCUGUGUCCCCAUCCGCCUCUCUCCCAUCUCCCUGCUCUACUACGACAACAACGAUAACGUGGUUCUCCGACACUACCAGGACAUGGUGGUGGACGAGUGCGGCUGUCGCUGAGAACACAGAAAACUGCUUUUAUUUCAUGUUUUGGCCUUUUAUUGAAAGCCUCCUACCGUCAUUGACAAGUUUUGUAACGUUGAAUUUUAACCACAUGGAUGUAAUUCAAAUGUUAAAAAUAUUAAAUUUUAAUCACA